Messenger RNA from Tetrahymena thermophila SB210, 915 nucleotides. RefSeq names its product oxidoreductase, short chain dehydrogenase/reductase family protein. The record is from RefSeq and is a predicted model, not a curated record. The transcript has a single exon. Gene Ontology annotation, molecular function: oxidoreductase activity. NCBI's taxonomy places the organism in Eukaryota, Ciliophora, Oligohymenophorea, Hymenostomatida, Tetrahymenidae.
AUGUAUCUUUUCUCUAAUCUGAUUUAUCAAACAAUCUUAAUUAAAAAAAACAAUUAAAUUUAAAUCUACUAAAAAUAAUAUAAAAAAAUGAACAAGGAUCUCAUUCGUAUUAUUGUUACAGGCAGCAAUAAAGGUGUUGGAUACGGAAUCAUAGAAAACCUAGCAGCUAAGCCAUACCAUAUCAUUAUGGCAUGUAGAUCUCUCGAAAGAGCAAACGAAAGUCGCUCAAAGCUUCUUUAAAUUCAUCCUCAUGCCAAGAUAGAUUCUUAUGAGCUUGAUAUUGAUUCUACUGAUUCUAUCAAUAAGUUUGUCUAAUAAAUUCAUUAACAUUAUGGAUACGUCGACAUAUUGUUGAAUAACUCUGGUAUGGCAUUCAAAGGUGAUGCAUUUGGAGCUGAUGUUGUUGAAUAAACUUUUAGAACAAACUUUUAUGGAACAAUUGAUCUCACUGAAAAAAUGCUACCAUAUAUUAAAGAAAAUGGUAAAGUGAUAUUCGUUGGAUCUUCAGCUGGUAAGUAUCAUAAUGUGAAAAACAACCAAGCUGUUCUUUAAUAGCUUUAAAACCCUCACCUUACUAAAGAUUAGCUCUUUGCUGUGGCUAAAUAGUUUUAUGAUGAUGUUAAAGACGAUACUUAUGCUUAGAAAGGAUGGGCUAAAUCAGCUUAUGGAAUGUCUAAAUUAUGCAUAAAUCUUUAUGCUUCAGUUUUGUCAAGAUUUGAUAGUGUAAUUUAGAAGAAGCUUUAGAUUUAUACUUGCUGCCCAGGAUGGGUGAGAACAGAUAUGGCAGGAUAAAACGCAACUCGUUCAAUUUAAGAAGGUGCUAUUUGCCCUGUUUAUUUAGUAGAACUACCUUUUUAAGUUAAUCCUUAACUUUAAGGCAAAUUCUUUUAUGAUUAAGUUGUUACUCCUUUAUGA